AUGGCUACCAAAAAGGGUCUUGAAAGAGCUUGUCUUGUGAGCGAGAGGGACACCAAGAAGUACUCCUUGGCCCUAGACAGGAUGAGCUGGCUUCAGAAGAAUUUAAAUGAAGACAGGCAGCAGCAGGAAGCAGAAGUUGCUGAAGCUAAUCCAGCAUAUCACUGUCACGGCUACUCACAGGCCUAUGAGAACAGAAAGAGGGAGCAGCAUCAAGCCAGGAGGAAGCUCUGUGUAGCAUCAGUAAUUUGCAUCUUCUUCAUGAUUGCUGAGAUAACAGGGGAGUAUAUCGCCGGGAGCCUGGCGGUGGUCACGGAUGCGGCACACAUCCUGGUGGACCUGACGAGUUUCUUAAUCAGCCUCUUCUCACUGUGGCUUGCCUCCAAACCUCCUACCAAACAACUAACUUUUGGGUGGCACCGAGCAGAAAUUCUGGGAGCUUUGAUGUCUAUGAUAAUUGUCUGGAUGGUGACUGGCGUGUUGAUAUAUUUGGCUAGCAUGAGGCUGCUACACCCUGAUUACGAUAUUGACACUACAGUGAUGCUCAUUACUUCUGCUUUUGCCGUGCUCGCCAACAUCCUACUAAGCCUGAUUCUGCACCAGACCAGCCACGGGCACAGCCAUGGGGCACAAGCCAUGGAACACGUGUCAGCCCCUCGAGAAAAGCCAGCUCUGAGCAAUGCCAGCCUGCGGGCAGCCUUUGUGCAUGCCGUUGGAGACCUAUUCCAGAGCAUUAGUGUGCUAAUUAGCGCACUUAUCAUCUUCUUUAAGCCAGAAUACAAAAUAGCUGACCCAAUCUGCACAUUUGUGUUUUCCAUCUUUGUUUUGGCAACUACCAUCACCAUUUUAAGGGAUAUUUUGAUUGUGCUAAUGGAAGGAACAUCAAAAGGAUUUGCUUAUGAUGAAGUGAAAGCAAGAAUUUUAGCAGUUGAGAAAGUGGAGUCUAUUCACAACCUUCAUCUUUGGUCUCUGACAAUGAAUCAAACUGCUCUGUCUGCUCACGUUGCCACAGACACAACGGACAGCCAGAAGAUUUUGAGAGAUAUUACCCAAGCCCUAUUUGAGCACUACAGCUUCCACUCCAUCACUAUUCAGAUUGAAUCAGGAGAGGAUCAGAAACAAGACUGUAUCUUCUGUCAAGAGCCCAGGGACUAA
Lepidothrix coronata (blue-crowned manakin) is the source of this 1152-nucleotide messenger RNA. It is a transcript of the gene SLC30A8, whose product is annotated as solute carrier family 30 member 8. The coding region runs from base 1 to 1152 and encodes 383 amino acids. Gene Ontology annotation, biological process: zinc ion transmembrane transport; response to glucose; response to zinc ion. The transcript has 8 exons. Gene Ontology annotation, cellular component: plasma membrane. Lineage: Eukaryota; Metazoa; Chordata; Aves; Passeriformes; Pipridae. The record is from RefSeq and is a predicted model, not a curated record. Gene Ontology annotation, molecular function: zinc ion transmembrane transporter activity.